AUGAAGAAAGCUACCACUUUAACGGAAUUGCUCAAUGGCUAUGGUGGGGCAAGGAAGAGCGGAGAGGAAGCGAGCGAUGAGGAAGCAAUAGCGUAUAUAGAGGAUCAAAAAAGAGAGUCGAUGCGUGACGAAGACGAAACAAUGGAAUCAAUAGACACGUCGAUGGGACUGAACUCUUCUCCAUCUCUGGCUACUAGUGAAAUAGCAUCUCAGGAAAAGUCAGGUGGGUCGGUUCAAAGCUUCCUUAUGAACAGUCGUCUCCGGAAAGCUGAUCCACAACCAGUGAAAGGCAGCGUUGAGAAAGCUGAGGUUAUAUCGCUUGAUGAUGACUUCAACGACGAGCAAAAUCUCGAAAACGAAGGAGCUGAGGAGUUGCUGACAACGGUUAGUCGAGUUACUGCUCCCUCGAAUUUCAAGAAAACAGCAUUGAAAGACCUUUUCAAUUCUUUUAAGCCCUCUACAGAAAAGCAAGUCAAGUUAAAUUCAUCUGUCGUCUCCAGCAGCUUCAUCGGAAGCGAGAGCAGAAAGAGUAAGCGGGUCGUGGCAAUAAAUCAAGCACCCUUUCCGAGCCGACAACUGAUUGAACCACCAGAUGAUAUUAUUGAUCGCAAAGGUCUCAAAAUAUGUUUAAAUGCUCGAGAAACUGUUGCGCCGCAGACGAUACCUUUCACUCUCGAUGAAUACAAAACUCUAAAAAUUAGAGACGGUCUGAAUAGUAGGUUCAGAAGGGUUAAAAUAGUCAAAACGAGAAGAAAGUACAGUGUUCUAUGGCCAGAACUUCUGAAACCCAAAUCGCUGAAAGAGGUACUGCUGGAACCUUCAUUAAAGGAGAACGUCAGUGAAUGGGUCGCGCAAGCGUUUAUAAAACUAAAGAAACCGACUACUAGAAACAAAAUGCUCAAGCGUCAGCGCAUUGAAGAUGAUCCUUUAGAUUCCUUCAUUGUGGAUGAUGAAAUGGAUGACGCUAGGCUGAGAGAAGACUUUGUGCCACUCAUGAUCUUGUUCGGUGAUGGAAUAGGCAAGAACGUUCUGAUAGAGGUACUUAUGAAAGACCACGGAGGUCAAAUAUAUGAAGUAAAUGCAUCGAGUAAUAGGUCGAAGAAAGAUAUCCUGGAGAGUCUUCUGGAAUUUUCGACGACACAUUACGUAAAAGGUCAAGGAUCUAAAGGAAUCAUUCUACUAGACGACGUUGACGUAUUAUUCAAGGAACAUGACAAGUUUUUUUGGCAAACGAUCGAAAAAGUACUUUUGACGACCCGAAGGCCUAUUAUCAUGCUCUGCAGAGACCUCAACUUCGUGCCCAGCAACCUGGUUCAUCUGGCUGUAAGCGAGAAUUCCCUGUUUCAUUGCAAACGAGUUUCCCAUCAAACUGUUACCAAGUUUUUGGAGCGGUACUGUCGAAAACUUGAUGUCGAAAUUGAUCAAAGCAUUCUGCAGGUGCUUGUAACCUGUAGCAAAAAAGAUAUAAGGAAAUGUCUGAUGGACCUCGAGUUUUGUUGUACGCCCCCUGGCGAGCUCAAAGUACCAGAGGCAUCUCCUCAACCGAAGCCUCCAAAGCAGAACUUAGCUGAGGCUUUAGAGUGUGCCGAACUCCUCUCGUGGACAGAUGUGCUGGAGAGCAAAACCUACUGGAAAUCUUCAAUUUUGCAUGAUGCCGACAAAACUCUAAUGACACCUCACACCCAAGCAAUGGUGGGAAACAUGUCCGACGAACAGCAACGUCUCCAGAGUGAUUAUAUGGUAGACUACAGACUUCAUCUGGUUGAUAAUGUUAAUCAAGCUCAAUUACCAUUCGAGCUAAACAUAGGAGAAUAUUUGAAGGAGAUAUUACCAAAUACUGAACUCGCCAAGCUCACAAAGUAUAGCAAACUCCAGAGAGCACGUUAUGAUAAGAUGAAGAAAGCAAGCAUCAGUUAUUUGAGCACAAGAAUUGAAAAAAAAGGCUUGGCGGGCGUCAGGUUCCGAAAGACUAGAAACUCUAGAAAGAUUCAAGAAAUACUUGAAGGUUUUGACGGUUCCUGCUCCUCACAGGAUCACAACGAGUCUGUAGUUUUUGAUUUCGAAAUCAAUACUAGUACAAGUAUCAAGGAGCAAAUCAAUCCCUACGUGCUCGAGAUUGCCAAGAAAGAGUUUCAAAUAAAACAAGAAAACAGGAAGCUAUUUCUUGAGCAGUGCGAAGGUGUUGAGAAAGCACAGUAUAAUGAAGUUGCAUGGCGCUUGACUCGUGAGCGAUUGCUCAAGCCAAUAUGGUUUCAAGCUGACCCGAAGCCUGUUAUAGACAGUUGGCGAUAA
Torulaspora globosa is the source of this 2292-nucleotide messenger RNA. RefSeq names its product Elg1p (gene ELG1). The transcript has a single exon. NCBI's taxonomy places the organism in Eukaryota, Fungi, Ascomycota, Saccharomycetes, Saccharomycetales, Saccharomycetaceae. Bases 1 to 2292 code for a protein of 763 amino acids. The record is from RefSeq and is a predicted model, not a curated record. Gene Ontology annotation, molecular function: DNA binding. Gene Ontology annotation, cellular component: nucleus.